Messenger RNA from Camellia sinensis, 3292 nucleotides. NCBI's taxonomy places the organism in Eukaryota, Viridiplantae, Streptophyta, Magnoliopsida, Ericales, Theaceae. The record is from RefSeq and is a predicted model, not a curated record.
CUUUUUUGUGAUUGAACUCCGUCUUCAGAACUCAAAACUUGAGAGAGACAGCAGAGCACCGAAAUCGGGCUAUGGAAGCAGUGAACAAUUGACUGUUUGCUGAUCAAAAACAUGGAUGAGUAUGAGAGAGAGGAAGCCAAAGAAAGAGGAAGAGAAGAAAGAGGAAGAGAAAGAGAAAGAGAAAGAAAGAUAGAGAGAUGGAAACAGAGAGAGGGAUUCCGGAGGGAGAUGGGUGAAAAUUAUUGUGUCUUGAAGAAACUGAAUCAUCUAAUGAUCAAUAAGGCGUGCAAUUUGACCGCAGAUCAGAUAGAUCAUAUCGACUCUUUUUACCGUCGGCUAAGAUUCCUAGCAAUCAUUCUCAAGGAUAUGGACGAGAAGCAGCAGCAGCAUGAACUGAACCAUGAAGCUAAAACCCUGCCGAUGCAAAUUUAUUAUUUGAUCUGCAAGACAAGACAACUCAUCCGUUUUUUUGAUGUUGAAGUUCCAGGGCAAAGGGACAGCAAUAACAACGGUGACAGUUUUUUUGAUAUUUUAAUUGGCAUAAAUAUCAUGGAAGAGAUUAAGACGAUCGAGGCAAAAGUGGUGCAGUUUUAUGACCAGAUAAAUCAGAUCCAACUCCUACAAAAUUUCAGUGAUGGAGUCCAUUCGUCAAUGUCAAUGUCAAUGGAGAACAGAACCAUGGUAGAUGAAGAAAUUACAGUGGGCUUUGAUGAUGAGGCCUUGACUAUAAAAAAGCUACUUGCUGGAGGGAAGAAGCAGCUACAAAUGAUAUCAAUUGUUGGGAUGCCUGGACUCGGUAAGACUACUUUAGCCACAAAACUGUACAAUGAUCCUUACAUCACACACUACUUUCAUAUUCGUGCAUGGACCUAUGCUUCUCAAUUACCCACAAAAACAGAUAUGUUGUUGGACAUUUUACGUUCUGUUAAUGUCGAUGAAAUUGAAAACAUGACGAAUGAGAAGCUAGGCGAAAAGUUGUACAAGCAAUUAAAAGGCAAGAGAUAUCUCAUUGUCAUUGAUGAUUUAUGGGAUAUUGGUGCCUGGAUCGAUCUUAAAACGUAUUUCCCCAAUGACAACAAUGGAAGUAGAGUUAUGUUCACUAGUCGGCUCAAAGAGUUGUCUAUGCAUGCCUCACCUGAUUGCCAUCCUCAUUGUCUGCGUUUUCUCACUGAAGAAGAGAGUUGGGACUUGUUACAACUGAAGGUGUUUCAAAAUGAAAGUUGCCCGCCAGAACUGAUUAAAAUUGGGAAGCAAAUAAUGAAAAAAUGUGAAGGACUUCCACUUGCAAUUGUUAUAAUAGCAGGACUUCUUGCAAAGAACAUCAAGACACAAGAGUCGUGGAUACAAGUUGCCCAACGUGUAAGCUCAUACAUUGUUAGUGAUCCAAACCAGUACCUGGACACACUAGCACUGAGUUACAAUCACUUGCCUCGCCACUUGAAACCAUGCUUUCUCUAUUUAGGAGCAUUCCCAGAAGACCAAGAAAUCCCAGUGCAGAAGUUAAUUUGUUUGUGGGUAGCUGAGGGGUUUAUACAAAAGAUUGGGCAGAGAAGCUUGGAGGAAGUAGCAGAGGAUUACUUAAUGGAUCUAAUUCAGAGAAGUCUGGUAAUUGUUGCUAAAAAAAGGUUUGAUGGUCGAAUUAAAACAUGUCGUAUGCAUGAUUUGUUGCGUGAUUUAUGCUUGAAGAAAGCCAGGGAAAUUAAUUUCCUACAGUGGAUUCACAAUUAUAAAGAUGCUUAUCCUCCUCCUUCAAGUAAUUACAAAGCAAAUAACCAAUGUCGUCUGUGUAUCCAUUCUGACUUCUUGGGAAAACGUGGUCAUGUUCUGUUAAAGUUUUAUUCCCCAGCAGUUGUUCAAUCAUUAUCGUGCUUCAGAAAUAAGUUUCAGAUGGAAAUGAGUUAUAACAACAAUCCGUUUGGUGAUGUGUGCUCGUUUAUUUGUUGGACCUUGAAACUUCUUAGAGUGUUGGACGUAUGGUACGUGAAUGCCUUUUUUUCAAGAGAAUUUUCAAGAGAAUUAACACAACUUGUUAAUUUGAGGUAUUUGGCAAUUAAUUUGAUAAGUUCUUAUGAAUUACCGCCAUCAAUAUCCAAUCUCUCAAACCUAGAAACACUUAUUAUUUCUACACAAUGGAGUGAGGUUAUUCUGCCAUGCAAUGUUUGGAAGAUUCCAAAGUUGAGGCAUCUUUAUGCUAAAGGAGGUGCAAAAGUUUAUGUGUCUUUAUGUUCUGAAGAAGCAGUAACAGAUCACAACCAUCCCUCUAUAUUAGAAAACCUACGAACCAUCGCUAACUUAAACUGUUAUGGAUUUAUUCAGGAUUUAUUGGCAAGAACUCCUUUUCUUACAGAGCUGGGAAUUUGUGGACAACUGUUUUCAGAUUCGGAGAAUUGGAUGUUUCUUAACCUAGAAUUUUUAAGACACCUUGAGACUUUGAAGCUAAGCAGCAAUUUUUUCCCCAGACACCCAACUACUCUCAGAGAGGUCAAGUUUCCUGCAAAUAUUAAAAGGCUAACCUUGAAAGGUACAGGGAUAAAGUGGGAGGAGAUAUCAGUCCUUGGGAUGAUGUUACCCAACCUUGAGCUUCUCAAAUUAGAAAAUGGUGCUGCCUGGGGACAGCAAUGGGCAACAACUGAUGAUGCGUUUCCUCAACUCAAAUUCUUGAAACUGAAGUACCUCAAUGUUAAGCAAUGGAUCACUUGCUCUAGUCAAUUUCCAAGCCUUCAACACUUAUUGUUGGAACGGUGUGAAGAUCUCAAGGAAAUACCAUCUAGUUUGGCGGAUAUACUCUCUCUGCAGCUGAUUGAGGUAAACUAUUGUCGUUCCACUGUUGACGAAUCUGUCAGGAAAAUUAAGGAAGAGCAAGAGAGCAUUGGAAAUAAUUGGUUGAAAGUGCUGAUUAAGAGGAAACAACCGUGGGCCCCUUGAGUAAAGUGUAAUGAUACAACUUCUAAAGGAUGAAGAUUGUCUUGCUAUGGCUUCCCUCCCUUGUUCUGAAUCAAACGGAAAUGGUGUUUUCAAAGGUGCUAUCAGAGAAAAUGUACCAAUUAGAGAUUGGGUGUUUGAUUGUGCUAGAAAUUGCUAGUUAAGUGUGCUUGUUAUGUAAUAUAACUGUUUGUGAGUGCUUUUGUAAUAUAUUACUGAAUUCACCCAAAAAAAUAUAUAACUACUGUUUGUGAGGAAAUUGUUGGAGUAUUAUUCUGUCUUGUUUACUGUCAAAAUAUAAAAAUGGAGUAGAGUUUGUGACUCUAAAUUUACCUGGUUUAAGCAUAUUUAAGUGUUUGGUAUGGCCAGC